Molecule: messenger RNA, 1572 nt
Organism: Galleria mellonella (greater wax moth)
Lineage: Eukaryota; Metazoa; Arthropoda; Insecta; Lepidoptera; Pyralidae
Product: SUZ domain-containing protein 1
Exons: 3
Coding region: 70-651 (193 amino acids)
Source: RefSeq, a predicted model, not a curated record
AAAGAACAUUUUUUUAUUUUUAAAAGGGUAACAUUGAAAGAAAUAAUAAAAAAAAGAGUGUUAGUCAAUAUGGCGGCCCAAGAUGAAGUUGACGUAUGUGAAAGUUGGGAGGAUAUGGACGAAAUUGGCUUAGACCAAAAGAUUAAGCUGAUGUCAAGUGAAUGCGCCCCUGUGACGACUCUGAAAGGUUGCAAGGUUACCGUUGAAGAAAACGCGUGUAUAGGUUCUCAGUGCGUGAUGCCAGAGCCAGCGAUUCGUAUCCUCAAACGGCCUUCGUCAUCGGCAAGCGGUCAACUCAAUGGCGAGAGUCGCGCGCGGCCUGUGAAGACCCUGGAACAAAGACAGAAGGAGUACGAGGAGGCUCGACUCCGGAUAUUGGGCGAAGCUAGAAGUCCCGAAGAUGUUAUAGACGACAAUCUUAACCGGUUGCAAGACAAACUACAAGCCAACAAUCUCAAUGACAAUCAAAACAUUGGCAAAAAUAAAAACUGUAAUGGUGAUAAUGGUAAAGGUAAGGAACGGAAAGUUCUCUCACGGUUACCACCUGGAGCCAGUCCAGCUGGAAUAUUUCCUUCCCCACCACCCCGAGGAGUGCUUGUUAUACGAACACCAAGAGGACCAGAUGGCACAAAAGGCUUCACACGUAGGUAGCAUUGUUGAAAUUCAUUGUUCUAAAAUGUAAGUUCCAUCAGUUUGUCCAUGUUACUUCCCAUCAAUAUAUCGGAUAUUAGGUGUUAGUUAUGACUUCAAUGUAUGUAAUAUGUCUAUUUCACAAUUUAUAAUUUAUUCAUACAUGUUUCUGUCAAGACUCAAGAUCAAUAUGCUUGGUGUUGUUAUAACCUGUAGACACCUUAAUCAGUCCUUUUUGUAACAUUUAUGGGUUUAUAUAAAAUAUAACUGUCCUAUUUAUGAAAUUGACAAGUGCAAUAAUAUAUAAUGUAUUCAAUGGUACCUAUAUAUUUAAUAGAUACUAUUGAGUAAGUAUUGAUAUAAAAAUAUAAAUAUAAAACCAAAAUUUAACAGUAAAAUGUAAUAAUGAGGUCAAUUUUGAAUUAUUAUUACCUAAACUUUUGUUUAAAGCUAAUAUUUAAAAAUUAUAGUUAUUAAAAAUACUAUAUAAGUAGUGCCUUUUCCAACCUUGACAUUGUGAAAGGCAAAAUAGUUGCAAAGAUAAUUAUUAUGUUAUAGGCCGCCAUGAACUAAAUAUGAUUCAAGUAUUGCAAAUUUAUUUCACACUAGUCUACAAUUGUUUGUUGAUUUCAUUGUAACAUUAGAUAAGGAAUUUAAGAGAGAAUGGAGCUUCAGAAUCAAGGUUUCUUAUUAAUUAAUUUGUAAAAAUAGAUGACAUCUGUUUUUACAAAAAUCUGAUAUGAAUCUGAAAUAAAUAUUGUAACAAUCAAUUUAAAAUCGACGUGUUACUGUUUAAUAUAACAGGCAUUUAAUAUAAUUGCUAAAAAUACAGGUCAUUUACAUUUACAAUAUAAUAUGCAUGUAAUGCAUUUCAAAUGUGUGGUCAACUUAUACUGGCAUUUUAUAUAUCUGCACUGUUCUAAGUGGAGCAGAUCAAUCAUU